Acanthoscelides obtectus is the source of this 2161-nucleotide messenger RNA. NCBI's taxonomy places the organism in Eukaryota, Metazoa, Arthropoda, Insecta, Coleoptera, Chrysomelidae. The record is from the annotation of a GenBank genome assembly.
UGCCAACAGAGGUCGUUGGCAUACCAAACAGAAAAUCCAAUUCUUCUUACGUUUUACUUUAUUCACGUUUUACCGCCACAUGGUCUAUAUUUGCUGAUUAUUUUCCACUCCAUAAAUAGAAAUUCCAUAAAAAAAGCGUAAGUUCUAGAGCAUACUUCCCUAAGUUCAUUAUGAAGUACAUCCUGAUAACUGGUGGAGUGAUUAGCGGAGUUGGCAAGGGAGUUAUCUCAAGUUCUUUUGGAGCAAUCUUGAAAUGCUGCGGAAUCGAGGUAACAUCGAUAAAAAUUGACCCCUACAUUAAUUUGGACGCAGGGACAUUUUCACCAUACGAACAUGGUGAAGUAUAUGUCUUGGAUGAUGGUGGUGAAGUAGAUCUAGAUCUAGGAAAUUAUGAAAGGUUCCUAAAUAUCACCCUACAUAAACAAAAUAACAUCACCACAGGAAAGAUCUAUCAAACAGUUAUUGAUAGAGAAAGACAUGGUGAUUACCUAGGUAAAACAGUACAAGUUGUACCUCAUAUAACAGAUGCAAUACAAGAAUGGGUUGAAAGAGUAGCUCAAAAACCAGUAUCAGUAUCUGGUAAAAAGCCUGAAGUAUGCAUUAUUGAACUAGGUGGUAUUGUGGGUGAUAUCGAAAGUAUGGCUUUUGUUGAAGCCUUUAGACAGUUUCAGUUCAGGGUAAAAAGGGAGAACUUCUGUGUAGCACAUGUAUCACUUGUUCCUCAGCCAAAAACCACGGGUGAGCACAAAACAAAACCAACACAGCAGUCAGUGAGAGAACUCAGAGGUUUAGGCCUGUCUCCAGAUAUAAUAGUUUGCAGAUCAGAAAGCCCUGUAGGUGAUAGUGUUAAGGAGAAAAUUUCAAAUUUCUGCCAUGUUGCUCCACAGCAGAUCAUCAGCAUACCCGACCUGCACUCCGUCUAUGAAGUACCGGUGUUCAUGGAGAACCACGGCAUGGCAGAGUACCUGAGCAAUAGACUGCAGCUCAACAUCAUUCCGCUGCCACCUAUGCGCAAAUACAUGAAGUCGUGGAUCGAACUCGGAGAGCGCAUGAAACAUCUGAAGUACGAAGUGACGGUGGGCAUUGUAGGGAAGUAUACAAGAUUGGAGGAUUCGUACACGUCGAUAAAAAAGGCGUUGAAUCAUGCUGGGAAUGAAAUUGGGUGCAGGGUGAACAUCAAGUUUAUAGAGGCGUCGAAUUUGGAGGCGACCAUGCUGUUGGAUGAUCCGGUGGCGUAUCAUAGCGCGUGGCAUAACUUGUGCGUUUGCGAUUGCGUCGUUGUACCUGGAGGUUUCGGCAAGCGGGGCGUAGAAGGCAAGAUAGAGGCGUGCAAGUGGUGCAGAGUGAACGCUAAGCCCUUCCUGGGCAUUUGCCUGGGAUUCCAAACAGCUGUGAUAGAAUUCGCUAGGAACGUACUCAAAAUGGAGGGCGCCAAUUCCACUGAGGUCAAUGAGGAUACGAAAUAUCCUGUUGUGAUAGACAUGCCGGAGCACAAUACCGGUGAAAUGGGAGGGACGAUGCGGUUAGGGAAGAGGAGUACUAUAUUCAAACCGUCCGUUGUGCCUAGUAAAAUAAAUCGCUUAUACGGCAGCAAGGAAAAGAUCGACGAACGACACCGGCACCGAUACGAAGUCAACCCCGAAUAUAUCGAGGAAUUCGAAAAAUACGGCAUGAAGUUUGUCGGCGUGGACGUGGAUCAGCAGCGGAUGGAGAUCCUGGAGCUAGACAACCACCCGUACUACGUCGCGGUGCAGUUCCAUCCGGAGUACCUGUCCAGGCCGAUGAGCCCCUCGCCGCCGUUCAUGGGGUUGAUACUCGCCGCCAGGGAUAAGCUCAAGUCGUACCUUCACAAAGGGUGCAAGCUAUCGCCUAGGGAGCCGCAGUCGGAUUACUACGAUUCGGAUGAAGAGCUGCACGAACUGACAACAAAAAAACUAAACGUAGGCAGCAACGACCAUGACGAUAGCAGCAGUGCUUAUAGCAGCUCCAGUGUCUCCUAAGAAAUGUUUCUUUUAAGUGAUAUUUUUCGUUACGUUCCACAAAUGAGAGCGAUAUACUUCAGUGUCAAUGUUUCUUCCUUGUUUCAGUGUUACUUUUACAGUAUUUGACGAAUAAAGAUUUCUUUCAAGUGACUUCUUACUCUGGCUUUGAGAAAUAAAAC